Molecule: messenger RNA, 1071 nt
Organism: Mugil cephalus (flathead mullet)
Lineage: Eukaryota; Metazoa; Chordata; Actinopteri; Mugiliformes; Mugilidae
Product: nuclear transcription factor Y subunit alpha-like
Exons: 2
Coding region: 307-654 (115 amino acids)
Source: RefSeq, a predicted model, not a curated record
UUUUCUAAGUGGUUACACUCGCACUAGUCUAUGUUGAAUUUGCCACAGAAACGGAUAAGAACCUCACAGCAAGGUGCACUUCAUUUGCUGGUUAGAGGCCGAGGGAACUAUCUGCGGCUAAAAAUAGUACAAGUAACCUGAAGAAACACCUGGAGUUAAAGGCUAAUCGACCUCUUGCUAGCAAACAGACGGAAGAUGACGGCGCGAGCAAAUCUAAAGGGCGAAAGUUGUAUUUCUCCAGACCAGAGAUGAAGAUGUUUGACCCAGGAGAAGUGAGGAGGCUGGUGGCUGAGUGUGUCCUGGAGGAUGAGCUGCAUCUUUCUACAGUUGAGUCGCCGGCGUUUCAAAAGCUUGUCGGCAAAAUCCCUGUUCGAUCAAGUGACAAGAUACGGAGCCAACCACAACCAUGGCCACGACCACAGCAACUUCAGAACCAACGACAAUGACAAUGACAACGACUCCGAUGACAUCUGCGACAACAACAGCAGCAACUACAGCAACGGCUACGAAGGCAGCUACGACAACAACCAGAACAACUACAACAACCGCAAAGACAACCACUGGACCUACCAACAGCAACAGCAGCCUAACAUCAGCUUACAGAUCCAUAGUGUGUUUUAUGCUUCUGUUCUCUGCUCUUGUUUAAGAACAUAACUGCACAGUUUAUUUUUAUUUUCAUCCUUUUUCACUUCAGCUCAAUGAUGUCACUCCAAUUAGUUUCCUAAACUCACCUGGAGACCUUAAGUUGUGUAUAACACAAACUUUCUGUAAUACAGAUUUACUAUAUGUACUGGACGACAUUAGCUUUUAUGUAGCUUGGUUUCUAUGUUUGUGUAUAUGCAGAAUAUUUUGUAAUAACCGAUGAGUAAGAGUGCUUUUAUUUUCUAGAUAACAACAGUCUAUCUGUCUAGUGAUGUGAACUGUAUAGCCUGCUGUGUAGAGCCUGGACUAUUUUAAUGUAACAUCUUAACAUGCUAAUAUGUGUGUCAGAUAUUGGACAAACACAUGCCAUCUGUGCAGGUUUUACUAAACUGGUAAAUCCAUUUACAUGAUAAACACAACUUUGAAACA